AAAGCAGCAGGGGUACGAUGUGUUCUAUUAUGCGGAUGCAGACAAGAACGUUGCAGAAAUCGUGAAGAUCACUUGGACGGUGCACAUAUGAGGAAUGAUGGUGAAGAAACAGUCCGUGCUGUAACAGCUCCUAGAGAGUCAUUUCCCACAGAGGAAGAAAUCCAGGGAUUCGUGAGAGGGUUGACAAUAGAACAGCUGCAAAGAACGUUGACCAGUUUCUUGCGUCAUGGUAGAGGAUCGUUUGAUCUUGCCAGAAUGUAUUCUGAUAUUGAGGACCAAGACACUGUGGGAGAUCACCCGUUUGCUGCACCCCCCAACCCAAAUCCUCCUAGGUGGUGCAAAUGUGGAAGGUGUGGGGACAUGGGUACAGGAAGAGCACGAGAGAACGUCUGCUGCCAACAAGAUCAGUGUGUCAAACGGAAGAAUAUUUGA
Messenger RNA from Corticium candelabrum, 432 nucleotides. RefSeq lists its product as uncharacterized. The transcript has 3 exons. The record is from RefSeq and is a predicted model, not a curated record. Bases 88 to 432 code for a protein of 114 amino acids. NCBI's taxonomy places the organism in Eukaryota, Metazoa, Porifera, Homoscleromorpha, Homosclerophorida, Plakinidae.